Acipenser ruthenus (sterlet) is the source of this 612-nucleotide messenger RNA. Its product is annotated as twisted gastrulation protein homolog 1-like. Gene Ontology annotation, biological process: regulation of BMP signaling pathway. The record is from RefSeq and is a predicted model, not a curated record. NCBI's taxonomy places the organism in Eukaryota, Metazoa, Chordata, Actinopteri, Acipenseriformes, Acipenseridae.
AGAUCCUGUGGCCCUGGCUCCCACUAACGCGAGCGCAGAGUGCUCCGUGCUGUUUUUCCACGACUGUCUGUCGCUGCGUGGCUGCCUGCGUGGCUGCGAGUCCGUGGGAGCCCCACGGUCCCGGUGGUUUCACAGCGGCUGCUGCCAGUGUAUCGGACCAGACUGCCUGGCAUACGGAGUGCCCCAUCCAGCCUGCAAGAGCUGCCAGGACUGAACUGACGGGGAUGGGAAUCAGACUCCCGUUCCACAGCAGUGUGAUCCGUUCCUGGUUUCACUAGGAGUUUAAUAAUCAGACACACCUGAGCUUGUUAGCUAGACACACUAAACUAGUUAGGAAUGAUGUGUCUGUGUUUAAAACGUGACUGCGAAACUUUGACGGAAUAGAUAUUUUUUUAUGAUGUAUUAUUCACAAUUUUGAUUUUGCUCCUUUUGGUACACAGCAGUUUUACAUUUUCAAGUUAUGUGUGAUUAUAUAUAUAAUUUAAUCACAUGCUAUCCCUAUGGUACUUUUAAAAAAAAUUCAAUAAAAAUCUGCUAAAAUGUGUGUUUGUUUUUACAUCUGUAUCUGUACUUAUUAUUGUCCUGUUUUAUAUUAAAGUUACUUUCAGUGUU